Messenger RNA from Thlaspi arvense, 516 nucleotides. NCBI's taxonomy places the organism in Eukaryota, Viridiplantae, Streptophyta, Magnoliopsida, Brassicales, Brassicaceae. The record is from the annotation of a GenBank genome assembly.
AUGAUAUCAUCAACUUCAAUGGGGAUAGUGAUAUAUCCAGACGGUUUAAAGAAGCUCUUGAAACAUAUCAAAGAUGAAUACAUGAAUCCAGAGAUUUACAUUAUGGAGAAUGGGAUGGACGAACUCGACGAUGGGAACAAGACUGUAACGGAAGCCAUAAACGAUUACGGAAGGAAAGAGUUCAUCAAGAGUCACAUCUUAAUCAUGGGUAAAUCCAUCAGGAUGGACAAUGUGAGGCUGAAGGGUUACUACAUAUGGUCGCUAAUGGACAACUUCGAGUGGGAGAAAGGUUAUAGAGAGAGGUUUGGGCUCUAUUAUGUAGAUUUCAAGGACGACAUGAAACGUCAUAUGAGGUCAUCAGGGAAAUGGCUUAGGGAGUUUCUUGAUUCGAAAGAGUCUCUCCAUAAAUGCUACUUCGAGGGCCAUCGGGAGAAAGGAUAUGCUCCCAAGUUGUUCGACAAAGAGUACUUGGAGCCUGACAACUAUAGGCUAAAUUAUGCGAGUGAUUUUAUGUGA